This is a messenger RNA of Schistocerca serialis cubense, 1819 nucleotides long. RefSeq names its product protein disulfide-isomerase A6 homolog (gene CaBP1). The transcript is spliced from 8 exons. The record is from RefSeq and is a predicted model, not a curated record. Gene Ontology annotation, molecular function: protein-disulfide reductase activity; protein disulfide isomerase activity. The coding region runs from base 181 to 1479 and encodes 432 amino acids. Gene Ontology annotation, biological process: response to endoplasmic reticulum stress. NCBI's taxonomy places the organism in Eukaryota, Metazoa, Arthropoda, Insecta, Orthoptera, Acrididae. Gene Ontology annotation, cellular component: endoplasmic reticulum lumen.
UGCCUGGACCAAUCAGACUCAAACACGAAGUUGUUGUACAUAUAAGCGUAGUCUAGUGUCAACGCAGCGUGUUGUCUAACUAUUGGAUUUGUAUUAGCUGACUCGAUGGUGUGAAGUGUACACGAGAGGAUUUGCUGCUAGCAGAGUACAAAAAGGAACUGAUAAGACUGUUUCUUCAGAAUGGCGGUUUUUUGGGGUGCCCUGAUUUGCUUAGUGUCGUCGGUGGCUGCCUUGUAUCCUUCAAGUUCAGAUGUUGUAGAUCUGAAUCCUGCAAAUUUCGAUAGAUUGGUUAUUCAGAGUGAUGCAUUAUGGAUAGUUGAAUUUUAUGCCCCUUGGUGUGGACAUUGCCAGCAGUUUGUACCUGAAUUCUCAAAGGCAGCAACUGCUCUGAAGGGUGUUAUUAAAGUAGGAGCAGUGAAUGCAGAUGAACACAAGUCUUUAAGUUCCCAGUAUGGUGUUAGAGGAUUUCCAACUGUAAAAAUAUUUGGAUCAGAUAAGAGCAAACCCGAAGAUUACAGUGGUCCUAGAACAGCUGAAGGACUUGUUGAUUCUGGAUUUAAAGCACUUAGGGAUAAAGUUAACAUUCAACUUGGUGGAAAACGAAGUGGUAGCAGUUCAAAGAGUGAUCCAAAAGAUGUCAUUGAACUGACAGACAGUAACUUCAAAUCAAAAGUUUUAGAUUCUGAAGAUAUUUGGCUGGUUGAAUUUUAUGCUCCUUGGUGUGGCCAUUGUAAGAAUCUUGCACCACAUUGGGCUAAAGCAGCUACUGAACUGAAAGGAAAGGUAAAACUUGGCGCUUUAGAUGCAACAGUACAUACUGUAACAGCAAAUGAAUAUGGAGUACAGGGAUAUCCUACAAUAAAAUAUUUUGGACCUGGCAGGAAGGAAUCAAGCUCGGCUCAAGACUACACUGGUGGCAGGACAAGCAGUGAUAUAGUAACAUGGGCAAUGGAAAAACUGGCAGAAAAUGUUCCUGCUCCAGAUGUGAAACAGAUAAUAAAUGAAGAAACCCUUAAAGAAGCCUGCGAAGAACAUCCACUUUGUGUUGUAUCUGUUUUGCCCCAUAUUUUGGACUGUCAGUCAGAUUGCCGAUAUAGUUAUCUAGACACAUUGAAGAAAAUGGGUGAGAAGUACAAACAGAAAAUGUGGGGGUGGAUUUGGGCAGAAGCUGGAUCUCAACCUGAACUCGAGUCAAUGCUGGAAAUUGGUGGAUUUGGUUAUCCAGCUAUGGCAGUAAUGAAUGUCAAGAAGAUGAAGUAUUCCAUAUUGAGGGGAUCUUUCUCCACAGAUGGCAUCAACGAAUUUUUACGGGAUCUCUCAUUUGGUAGAGGCUCUACUGCACCUGUAAAAGGAGCGGCUCUUCCAAAGAUUAACCCAACGGAAGCGUGGGAUGGGAAAGAUGGAGAGUUACCGCCAGAAGAAGAUAUUGAUCUCUCAGAUGUUGAUCUUGAUGACAUAGGCACCAAAGAUGAACUUUAAAACUUUGCAGAGUACAAAACUUUGUAAUGAUUUUGACUGACUGAAACAUAGGUAGAGCUGUACGGAUGAAAGGAUGGUAGUAAUUAUUACAAAUAGUGUGUGAUGUGCAUAUGUGUGUGUAUUUUGCUAGGAACUGGAGAAUUAGGAAAGAACUAUUCUAACUUGUGAUAAUGCGUGUGUGUGUGUGGAGGGAAAAAAAGCUGUAUUAUUUGAUUGUUCAUAUUUUUUACUGAUUGUCUAAGUUCAAAGCACAUUUGUGUGCAUUUUGUGUAAUUUCUCUUCAAAACAUAUUACAAGCUGUUCGCCAAUUCUAAUAAAUGUUUGUAAUGUGAUUUAUCAA